This is a messenger RNA of Achroia grisella, 1425 nucleotides long. RefSeq lists its product as uncharacterized. The transcript is spliced from 4 exons. The record is from RefSeq and is a predicted model, not a curated record. Bases 1 to 1425 code for a protein of 474 amino acids. Gene Ontology annotation, molecular function: peptidase inhibitor activity. Lineage: Eukaryota; Metazoa; Arthropoda; Insecta; Lepidoptera; Pyralidae.
AUGGUUGUAAGAACAACACUUUCAUUAAUACUUUUUCAAAUUAUUACAACUGCCGCAUUAAGACACGAGAAGCCUGUAGCACAAUUAAUAUGGCAAGGUCGAUGCACAAGAAACAAGUAUGCUCUAAAUGAUUGCAAUUGGUGUACGUGUAAUGAGAAACAUCAGUAUACAUGCAAGGCUCGCGUCUGUGAUGAAGUCGACAUGUUUGGACAUUUUAAUGAUGCCAUACGUGAUAUAAACGUUGGUAUGGAGGGACACGGCACGUGGCGCUCUUCAGAGUCUCCCUGCGAACCAGGUGUACACUAUCAGCGAAAAGAUCUCCUUUGUGUUUGCGACGAAGAAGGUAAUUGGCCCAAUCCAGUCUGCCGAGAUAUAUUCCGCAUUCUUCACCCUGUCGAAGUCAUUGAAGCAUUUGAAACAAAGCAUCAAAGUUGUAGUCCAACAAAACUCUAUUUAAUCGGUUGCAAUGUGUGUUUUUGUCCGUCCAAAGGUAAAAUAGACACAGAUAUGUGUACAAAAAGAGAAUGUGUUCACAAUGACCCAGUAAUUAUAGCUCGAGAUGAAAAUAAUGCGGAAAGAAAGGAAAAUGAUAUUAUAGACAAUUAUGAUAUUUAUGCACAAUGUCGUCCAGAUCAUAAAUAUAAAUUGGGCUGUAAGACGUGUAUUUGCCUUAGAAAUAAUAGACUGCAUUGUAACAAUUGCACUUCAAAUGAACAAGCCGUGGAAGCUGUGCAAUCAUAUUGUAGUAAUAUAAAGAAAGGACACUUGUUUAGCAGAGAUUGUAAUUUAUGUUACUGCGAUAAAAAUGGACAUUCAUAUUGUACUGUAAAAAAAUGUUUAAAAUCUAAAAAUAUGUAUUAUAAGGAAUUUAAUGAGCCUUUCAAUGAAGAAAAUUGCAUACCAGGAAAUGUUUACAAAAAAGAUUGUAAUACAUGUUCAUGUGUUGAAAGAGACGGUAAAAAAACGUUCGGGUGCUCAUUAAAAUUUUGUGCAAGAACGAGAAGUACCAAUGAGUUGAUGCAUUUUGACUGCGUUGAGAAUACAGUUUACGAAUUGAAUUGUCUAAUUUGUAGCUGUGAAGUAGUAAAUGGUACAAAAAAACAAUUAUGCGAAGUCAAUCCAAAGUGUAAUGAUGUAACAAGAAAUGCAAAUGAUCUAGAUGAAUUGCAUGGCUAUUGUGAACCGUUGCAUAAUUAUAAGAAAGACUGCAAUGAUUGCCGAUGUUUAUCCGAUGGCAAAACUGUAAUAUGUACAUCACGGAUUUGUGCUAAGCGUUCUCAGAAACCGAUCAGAGUAGAUAUUGUGCCUGUAACACAAAAAGGCGAGCAUUGUCCUAUAGGCCAUUCUUAUAAAAUAGAUUGUAAUUAUUGUUUCUGCUUGUCAAACGGUAAUGCUGUAUGUACGACUAUUGGUUGUAAAAAAUAA